UCACAUAAGGGAGAGCUACUUCCAGAGAAGUGAGGCGAUCUGCUCUAUUACCAGAAGCACAUCACUUGCUCAUAUUUGCCAAGAGAAGUUUUUGGAAAAGUUUUUUUUGUGCUUGUUUUGUUUUGUAGGGACACAAUGAGCUUUUUCAUUUCAGUUUUCGGUGUAAUUCUCACUUUGUGUCUUAUUGGGAGGAAUCCAGCAAGUGCUGGGAUGUGCUGGCUGCAGCAGAGUCAGGACCAAAGGUGUGACAUGGUGCUGAUGAGAGGGGUGACCAGAGAGGAGUGCUGUGCCUCGGGCCGACUGGACACAGCAUGGUCCAAUACUAGUCUACCUAUGAAUGAGGUCAGCCUUCUGGGCUUCCUGGGAAUUGUCUCCUGCAAACCCUGCAAAGAGACCUGUGAGGGAGUGAAAUGUGGCCCGGGAAAGGUUUGCAAGAUGAAGACUGGAAGGCCUCAGUGUGUGUGUUCUCCAGACUGCUCUCACAUCUCCCGCAAGCACGCAGUGUGUGGCAGUGAUGGGAAGUCGUACAAGGAUGAGUGUGCUCUGCUGAUGGCCCGCUGCAUGGGACACCCUGACCUCGAGGUCAUGUACCAGGGAGAGUGCAAAAAGUCGUGCUCCAAUGUGGUGUGUCCAGGUACUCACACCUGCGUCACUGACCAGACCAACAGUGCUCACUGCGUAAUGUGCCGCACAACACCUUGCCCGAUACCCACAACAACCGAGCAGCCCAUCUGUGGCAAUGACAACAUCACUUACCCCAGUGCCUGUCACCUCCGCCGGGCCACCUGCUUCCUGGGCCGCUCCAUAGGAGUGCGCCACUACGGCCACUGCAACAGUCCCCCAAGGAAACCUCAGGAUUUGGAAGGCAGCGAGGAAAACGCAGUCUAGAUGGACUAUUCACGAUAUAGUCCCUGUGCAAGAGAUGUUUGCUUCUAUGUGUCACUCCACUAGCUUCCCAUGAUGACCUCUUAUUUUUUUUGACAAUCACUCACCCUAACCCUUUGUACAUAGAAUGGCACUACAUUUGAUAUGGGAGACUUUGUUGGAAGACAUAUGUAAGCGCUACUGCCCCUUCCAAAACGCAACCAAAGCUGUUGGUGUUUGCAAUGUGUGUUGAUUGUGAAUUAGGUUGUGGAAAUAAUGGCAGACAAAGGCAUGUGUCUUGAGAGAGGAAUAUGGGCUCUGUGGGAGAUGUGUGCAUAUUGUAAAUAGAAUACCACUACUAUUUAUUGGAGAAGGUAUCAAGUUCUAUUUAUGUUUUUAUCCUGUAUACAAAUCCAUAUAUCCUUAGAAAAGCUGAUGCAAAAAGUGUAUUUAUUGUGUUAUUUUGUUUAUUCUGUAUGUACAAUAAUGGUCACUGGCAUUGCUUUGUUUUUACAACUUUUUACAGUUUUUACAGCCCCCACACCCAACCCCCUCCAUCCCACACACACACACAAACAAACAAACUAUUUUCCCUCAUAAGCAGUAUGGCAAGGAACCCUAAUUUGUUUGGAAACUUGAUGCCACAUCAUAGCCUGCCAGUGUGGUUUCAACCCACCACAAGCAAAAACAGGGCAAAUGCAGUUUGUACUGUCUGAGUUUUGGUCUUUGUUUGGAGGUGAGGAGGGGACUCAACCCAAACAAAUGUGCACAGUAUCUCUCUCCUCUCUCUCCCCUCUCUUUCUCUUUCCCCCACACAUGUUUACCCUGGAUCCUCAUCAAAUCUCUUGGCCACCCGUUGAUGACUAAAAUUAACAGUUUAGUUAUGUCUAGGGAGUUUUAUAAGACUGUUGGUUCAACCCCAAGCCCUCUACAAUACCUCCUCUGUUGAAGCCUUGGCUUUGUUUAGUCAUUGCAUUUGUAGGUCAUGCAGGUUCAUACCAAUGCUGUUUUGCUACUUUGAAUUGAUUGGGAUCCUUUAAAAAGAAAUUACCACACAGACAAAUGCAAUUAGCAUCGUCUGAUUGAAAGCAAAAUCAAAUUUGUCUGGGAAUGGACCUCAAUUCAGGGAAGUAGAGCCCACCUGAUUAUGCUGCCAACACAGAUGAAUGUAUCUGUUGACUGGUGACACUGCUGCCCCUUGAAAGCUAAUAAAUAUCUAUACAAAUGGCCAGUUUUCAACGGUCACGGUAAUCCAAUUAAAAUUUUAAACUCAAAACACAUGCUUUUAACAAUCCUCUUGGUAUAUUAUGGAACAUUUUUAUGAACCAUAUAGAUGUUCUUGUAAAUAACAGCCUCAUGUACCUGUGUACGUACUGUGAAAUUUGAUUGAUAAAUGCAUCGACUUAUUUUUGUAUUUUUGUACUGCAAUUUCAAAACAUCAUAAAAUAUAAUAUUUGUCA
Myripristis murdjan (pinecone soldierfish) is the source of this 2324-nucleotide messenger RNA. RefSeq names its product follistatin-like 3 (secreted glycoprotein) (gene fstl3). Gene Ontology annotation, biological process: cell differentiation; multicellular organism development; negative regulation of activin receptor signaling pathway. Bases 136 to 888 code for a protein of 250 amino acids. Gene Ontology annotation, cellular component: extracellular region. Gene Ontology annotation, molecular function: activin binding; protein binding. The transcript has 5 exons. NCBI's taxonomy places the organism in Eukaryota, Metazoa, Chordata, Actinopteri, Holocentriformes, Holocentridae. The record is from RefSeq and is a predicted model, not a curated record.